AUGGGAUUCCGCGAUAAGCUCGCUAGAGUCAAAGGUCGCUUGGAUGGGCGAGAUACGCCAAGACCACCACAGCCCGAGGCUGGAGACUCGUCUUCAGCCCCACUCAUUGACCCAGUGGCUGGAAGUAUCGUGACGCCUGAGCAAAACAUCUGUCAAGAUAAUCUCUCGCCUCCCGCUACUCCACAGAAUGUAGGAACGAAGAACGUGGAUCGUGGACGAACCGAGAACACACCACCAAACGCAGCACCGGAGGCAUCAUCAGUCAAGGCUGGAACUUUAGAGAGCCAGAUAGUACCUGCAAAUGCAGCGUCAAAUGUCAAUGUUGCCCUUGCGCCUGCCUCUGUGGGUGACAGAAGUGCAUCAGCACCUGCCGAACCGGCCACGCAGAUCGCGAUUGAGCCUAUCGAAGAGCCAGCGAAUCUAUCUCAAACCCUGUGGGAUGCAGCAUACGAAAUCAUCGAAAGCGAGCACGCAGAUUUGAUGAAGAACUAUCUAUCGGUGUUACGAAAGUUCCUCGAAACCGGCAAGACAGUUGAGCAGAUAACUUUGCCCGAUGCCUUGGAGCUCUCUGCCAAGCUCAACAAGAAAGUCGAUCGACAAGCAUACAUGGCGCAACUGGUGAAGACGGGAAAAUCGAAGAUCGAGAGGUCGUCCAAAGUUUCUUUGGUUGUGGGAACUCUGGCUGGUGGUAUCUUGAAGCUUCAGCCUUUGAUUGAUGUUGUGAUGGCAGUGCCUCAAGCUGCGCCAGCUGCGAUUCCUUGGGCCGGUGUUUGUGUGGGGCUUCAGAUGCUAUCGAAUCCAAGUAAAGCGACACAGGCAAAUCUUGAUGGCAUGUCUCACGUUGUCAGCCGCAUGGAGUGGUAUUCGGCGGUCAUCCAACAUCUUCUCGAACCGUGCAGCGUUGACUCGGUCGCCACGUCGACUGAGCAACCGCUCACAGAAUUGAAGCCAAAAGUCGUCAACCUAUACACCACGAUCUUGCUCUAUCAGAUGAGAAGUAUAUGCUCCUACUACCGGAACCAGGGUUUCAAUUUCCUCCUCCAGCUCAUAGAAUAUGACGAUUGGGAGGGCGCACUGAAGAGUGUCGUCGAAGCAGAGGACGAAUUAAUCAAGGAUUGGAAGAUUUAUGACCAUGUCAAAGGCAGGAAAGUCGACGAAGAACUUGUCAAACUCAGUCUCAAAUCGAAAGAAUUGCUUGGAGACAUCAACAAGACACUCACAGACAUUCUGUCCGCCCGCCGGGACCAAGGAACAAGCGAUAUACUCUCGAAACUCCGAGUGGUGAAUCCUCUAGAUGACAUGGCACGGAUUGAAGACGACAAGGAACACUUGAUUGACGAAACUUUCCGGUGGAUCCUUGGAGCGGAAGAAUUCGUACAAUUCACGAACUGGACGGAUCCUUCGCUCCCACAGCGACGACUUCUGUGGGUAAAAGGCGACGCGGGGUCUGGCAAAACAAUGCUUCUCAUCGGCAUCAUCCGAGAACUCUCGAAUCAAAGCGCGGUGCUAUCACCUGGUCUGUCGUAUUUCUUCUGCCAAAGUAGAGGCAAAACUCGAACGCCGUUGUACAGCCUAACAUCGGCACUGAGGUGUCUAAUGUGGAUCCUAGUGAUACAACAGCCCAAGCUCAUGUCACACCUAGAGAUAGAGUUCCACGAAAGCCAAGAGGGCUUGUUCACAGGCGAUGACGCACAACAAGCCAUUCUGCGAAUACUAAUGGGCAUGCUGAAGGACGCGGAACCUACUUACUUCAUUGUUGACGCCCUUGAUGAGUGCGAGGAGGGCCUCAGCAUGUUUAUUGAUCUCAUUUCGAAAUCUUUCUCUAUCUCUGAUAAGGUCCGGUGGCUGAUCUCAAGUCGUCGCGAAGUGAAGCUGGUGGAUGCCCUGAAGCGGCUGACAAGAAAGGAUCCAGCUAUCUCCAGGGUAUUUACAGAGCUGGAUAUCCAGACCCACAAGGGGAGGAUUCAGAAAUAUAUCCGACAGAAGCUGGUCGACCUGGAGAUCGAUUCCGACCAUCCAGACACGUAUGAUGUACAAAUCCUGAAGGAUAUUGAGCUCCAAAUUACCAAGCGAGCUGAUGACAACUUGUUAUGGGUCAAUUUGAUAUUCCAGGAUCUUGAGAAAAUGACCGGCGCUUAUGCGCUGAAGAGCAUUCAAGACUUCCCCUAUGGAUUGAGCAAGCUUUACGAGUACAAAAUGAAACGGCUCCAAAACGGAGGCACCAAACACUUGGAAUGCUGCAAGGACGUGUUGUCGAUAGUGUCCCAUGCGUACCGGUCACUAUCCGUUUCCGAGCUCGCCGGAUUUGUUUCGUGGUCGGAAAGACUGGACCCGCGUUCCAUUUUGGCCGAUUGCAAGGCAUUCCUGGUCGUGAAUGGAGAGAUCGUGACAGUGGUACAUAAAGCAGCAAAAGACUAUCUAACAUACCAGCCUGAAGAGCUCCAGGGUGGGACGGUGGUCGGUCACGCGGGCAUCGCCGAAGUUUCGAUCCGUGUGAUGCAGUCAGGCUUGAAAGCGAACAUCUGCAAAUUCAAACAAUACGAUUCUCGGCCAGAGGACAUCCAACCUUCAGUCUGGGCUCCAUUGCAAGCCAUGGAGUACCAUUGCACUUACUGGGCAGAGCAUCUCAGUUCCAUAGCUUACAAAGACAGCCAACACCUAGAACGAGUAAUUGCUCGCGUCGGACUGUUGCAAUUCAUGGAGGAGCAUAUUCUCCACUGGUUCGAAAGUGUGUCGCUGUUGGACAAACUUGGCGACGGAGUUCAGAAGAUGAAACGCCUUCAAAGAGUCAUCCAAACAUACUUGGACAGCAGUUCUGCACUUGUAGAGUGGUUCAUGGACGCUGAGAAAUUUGCCCUCAGUUUUGGAUCAAUCAUCGAGAAAGCUCCUUUGCAAACGUAUGGCGCUCCGCUUGUCUUCAGUCCUCAACUCAGCAAGAUCAGACGCUCUUUCUGGAAAGAUCGAUUACCGUUCAUUAAGGACGUCAGUGGAGGCAAGAACCACUGGUCCGGUUUCCAGCAGACCAUUGACACCGGUUCACCGCUUGUAUCGUUAGCAUAUUCUCCGGAUGAUCUGACACUAGCAUCUCUCACCUCUGACGGCGAUCUGCAGCUUUGGGACACGUUGACCUGUGCGCACAAGCGCGAUAUUUAUUGCCUUUCUUAUGAUAGGCUUCCACAACUCCCACAACUUCCAAAAUCGACUUCGCAAGCCAUGAUGGCAUUUUCUCCAACGAGUGCCACAAUUGCUUCGGUAAGCGGUUUGAUGGAAGGAAAGGCACAACUCUGGAAUACUGAGACCGGACUCUUGGACCAUAGCUUGGACCAUGGGAGCGGCCUUAGCGUUUUGAGCGUCGCAUUCUCGCACAACGGCAAGAUGUUGGCAACGACCGCGUCGGACAAGAAAAUACGACUGUGGAAUGUUGAGACCAGUGACUGUGAAGAAAACUUUGAUUUCGAGGGCGAGUCACAGAUUAUCGCCUUUUCAGGUGAUGGGGAAACUCUCGCGGCAGCACCGACCCAUUGCACUCUUGAAGGCAGGUGGCGACAUAUCGAUGGCAGCAUAAGGUUAUGGGCACUUGAUGGCGAGCGUUCCCCCGGAAGUACCAAGCAAUCCAUUGGUAUUCUCGAAGGCCACAAACGAUCGGUUGAUUCCAUAACUUUCUCCCCCGAUAGACGUGGUCGGAUGCUUGCCUCGGGUUCUUCAGACUUAACGGUGCAAAUAUGGGAUACAGCCGAGAGAAGUUCCAAGUACGUUCUUCAGCAUCCGAAACCAUUAGCUUCCAAUAGGCUUGGGAGUUUCGCAGCCUUAUCGAUUGCUUUUGCUCGAGAUAAUCACAGCCUAGUUACCGCGGGACAUCACGGGGUGUGGAGUUGGGAUCUAGACACGGGUUUGCUUACGAAAGUCAUUCUAAAUGAUUUCUUACGGCUUGCUGUGGUCACUUUCCCUUUUGAUGCUACAGCAGUAGCCAUAGCAGAGGACAACGGUCAAAUCGAAGUCUGGAGCACUGCCUUGCCGAAAGAAGGGCUUUCUGAGGAGAUCUUGGAGCCUCUAUCAUCCUCUAUCGGAGUAAUAGAGAUCGUCCCUAGCCCGAACACCGGCUUGCUAGCUCUUAUGGACGUCGAUCGUACCUACAUCUGGGACACAUCCGAGAACGUUUGCGUACGUUCGUUCGAUGGGGCCUUUGAUAAAGCAUCCUUCUCUCCGGGAGGUGAUAUCGUCGCUUUAACGGGCUUCCAAGAUGAGGUACGAAUCUUUAGUACUACUAAGGGGUUAGACGAUUCCGAAAAAGCAGUGAUAAAGGGUCGUUUGAGGUCAUCUGCGCCGGAUCAGAGUGCCUUCGUGACUAUCCUUGAUGACAGCGCCAUCCAACUUCAUGCCUUGACUACGUCCUAUAGCACUGAUCUAGAGCCUAUACAGGACAAAGCUCCGGCCUUAGCGCUUGCCUUUUCGCCCGAUUGCAGAAAACUCGGGGUUCUAUUUGGGGACGAGAUCCGAAUUUGGGAUACCGUAUCAGGGGAGCACGUGGAAAGCAUACCACAUACAGGUGAAGAGUACGGCGUUUUGAUCCUUGCGUUUACUUCAGAUCUGAACAAAUUCUUGACAAACCCGAGGAGCCGACAUCGUCAAUUGCAACUCUGGCACCGGAAUCCACAAAAUCAGUGGAACUUGGACAAACAUGAGAAAUCAAUCGACUCGGCUAUCUUUUCCGCUGACGGGACCAUCUUUGCUACAUCAGCUGGUGCGGAAGUUCUCAUCUGGGACGCUGCACACGGGACUGUGCAGCAAAGAAUCACGCCUAUCUCUGGCCCUGAAAGGCUCAUCUCAUUUUCAGAAGACGGUAGCCUGCUGCGCAGUGACUCCGGGGUUCUGGAGAUCAUAGAGCGCCCCAGCGGCCAGCCAAACACACCUCUGAUUUUCAUUCGAGACGACUGGAUAUAUAACGGGCCGAAGCCCCUACUCUGGAUUCCGGAUCAGUACCGAGGCCGACCUAGAUUAGCCCGCGAUCAGAUUGCUGUGCUGAGACACCUGUAUGGUGGCUUUGUUGUGAUCAAGUUCACCGAUGAUAUUGCUAAAUAUAGAUAA
This is a messenger RNA of Exophiala bonariae, 5085 nucleotides long. RefSeq lists its product as uncharacterized. Bases 1 to 5085 code for a protein of 1694 amino acids. The record is from RefSeq and is a predicted model, not a curated record. Gene Ontology annotation, molecular function: protein binding. NCBI's taxonomy places the organism in Eukaryota, Fungi, Ascomycota, Eurotiomycetes, Chaetothyriales, Herpotrichiellaceae. The transcript has 4 exons.